CCCUCCCCCCUACCUCCCAGCUGCAUCGCUCUGAGAAACAGGUACAGACCCUCCCCCUUCCUCCCAGCUGCAUCGCUCUGAGAAACAGGUACAGACCCUCCCCCCUACCUCCCAGCUGCAUCGCUCUGAGAAACAGGUACAGACCCUCCCCCCUUCCUCCCAGCUGCAUCGCUCUGAGAAACAGGCUGUGUGUCCUCCCCUGGUCAGAUGUCCUGCUGGUCUCAGUGUUAAAGGGACAGAACGUGACUGGGAUCCGCCCGGGAAAAGGGAAGAAGGAGCCACUGACUGAAUCUGCCGCUGUCGUCCUGCUGAGAGCUGAGACAUUACAGAGACUCAACAGGUUCAGGGAGUUGACCCGUUACCUGAAGGUGGUUCAUAGUGGGAACACAGAACUUGUCCAGGCGGUGCGGGAUCUGAUCCCUCUCUUCCUGAUGAAGGCCGGGGACUUUAGCUCCGCCCUCUCCUCCUUCUUCUAUCCGCCCCCUGGGGUCUGCUGCCCCGUCUGCCGCCUAACGCCACGCCUCUUCACCCUCUACCUACGCAUCAUCACCACGGCAACCACGCCCAGCGCCACCGCUGCCAUUGCAACGCAGCCCCUCUCCCCCGACACUCCCUGGGAGGAGGUCAAAGAUGCUGUGGUUCCCAGGCAGGUCGAGGUGGUGAAGUUUGGCCUGAGGGUUCUGAAGAGCAACAUGUCUGUCUACAAGGACUCUCAGAGUUGGGCAAACUUUCUCCACGUGCUCAGUUCUCCUGCUGGUCCUCCUGACAGUGCCUUUCUGACGGAGGCGAGAAACGUUACCAUGGAGAUCCUGCUGAACCAGGGAUCUCUGGGACACCUCAUCCAGAUCCCACGGACCUUCCUGAUGGUGUAUCCAGACCAGGCCCUGUUGCUGUUGGUAACUCAGGCUCUGGCGCUACGGAUCCUCCACGAACCUUUGACCCCCGCUCUACCCGUCCUCAACUAUUACAAGGGUCAUGUGUGGGCCUUGAGGUGGCUUGUUGGGUUCCUGUCUUCGUCUCCUGGAAGACUGGAGUCCUUCCUCAGAGGGGUAGCAGUGGAGCUGCACAACAGUGAUGGAUCCCAGCUGUCGCCCUCCUCCUUCCCUUCUUCCUCCCUCAAAGACCAGCCUGACCCCUUCUGGCACUACCUCACAGACUUAAUCAGAGAGACUCUAUCUGUAAUCCCGGACUGCCGCAGACUGGACCUGGAUCAGACUGGAGUGUGACUCAGACUGGACCUGGAUCAGACUGGAGUGUGACUCAGACUGGACCUGGAUCAGACUGGAGUGUGACUCAGACUGGACCUGGAUCAGACUGGAGUGUGACUCAGACUGGACCUGGAUCAGACUGGAGUGUGACUCAGACUGGA
This is a messenger RNA of Oncorhynchus keta (chum salmon), 1369 nucleotides long. RefSeq lists its product as uncharacterized. The record is from RefSeq and is a predicted model, not a curated record. The coding region runs from base 432 to 1226 and encodes 264 amino acids. NCBI's taxonomy places the organism in Eukaryota, Metazoa, Chordata, Actinopteri, Salmoniformes, Salmonidae. The transcript has 13 exons.